This is a messenger RNA of Centrocercus urophasianus (Greater sage-grouse), 1702 nucleotides long. RefSeq names its product apoptosis-inducing factor 3-like. Gene Ontology annotation, molecular function: oxidoreductase activity, acting on NAD(P)H; flavin adenine dinucleotide binding; 2 iron, 2 sulfur cluster binding. Lineage: Eukaryota; Metazoa; Chordata; Aves; Galliformes; Phasianidae. The transcript is spliced from 18 exons. The record is from RefSeq and is a predicted model, not a curated record. Gene Ontology annotation, cellular component: cytoplasm. Bases 14 to 1603 code for a protein of 529 amino acids.
UGUGUCCAUCAACAUGGAUUGCAAUGACAUCGUCACUGCAGAGGUCUGCAAGGAGGACGACAUUGGGGAUGGAGAACUCUGUGAAGUGAUGGUGGCUGGUUACCCGGUGCUGCUGGUGAGGAACAAGAUGGAGUUCAGCGCCCUGGGCAGUAGGUGCCCACACUACGGCGUGCCGCUCAGCAAAGGGGUCUUGAGAGGGCACAGGCUGCGCUGCCCCUGGCACGGCUCCUGCUUCAACAUCCGAACUGGAGAUAUUGAGGAGUACCCUUCUCUGGACUGCCUGCCUUGCUUUAAGGUAACAGUGGAAGAUGGAAAGGUGUUUGUAACAGCUAAAAAGAAGGAUCUUGAAAGCAGCCUGAGGGUGAAGGACAUGAGCAAACGAUGCCUUCUCAAUCAGAACACCAUGCUUCUCCUGGGAGGAGGUGUGGCUGCCCUGACCUGUGCAGAGACACUUCGCCAAGAGGGCUUUACUGGCAGGAUCAUCAUGGCCACCAAAGAGAAACAUGCUCCAUAUGACAAGUCCAAACUGAGCAAGGAAAUGAAUUUAAAAGCUGAGGACAUCUACCUGAGGAAACCUGAAUUCCUGUGCGCUCAUGGCAUAGAGCUCUGGACAGAGAAAGAGGCAGCGUCAGUGGAUUUCCAGAAGCAGAAGGUUCGCUUCAUGGACGGAUCCUCUCAGAAGUACAACCAGCUGCUCAUUGCAACAGGUGGACACUCCAGCUUCCUCAAAGUCCCAGGUGCAGACCUGCAGAACGUGUGUCAUCUUCAAACCCCAGAGGAUUCUAGCAAGGUCUUAGAGCUGGCAGCUGGGAAGAAUCUUGUGAUUGUAGGAGCUUCAUUCGUAGGAAUGGAGGCAGCUGCCUUCCUCUCAGACAAGGCUGCUGUCAUCUCGGUGGUGGAAAAACAUGAGUUCCCUUUCCAGAAGACGCUGGGUCCUCAGGUUGGAGGCGUUGUCUUGAAGAUGCUGCAAAGUAAGGGAGUCAAGUUUUACAUGAAAAAAGAACUCCAUGAGCUGAAAGGGAAGGAUGGAAAGGUCACAGAAGCCAUUCUUGCCAGUGGAGAAAAACUACCUGCGGAUGUGGUGGUGGUGGGAAUAGGGGUGACCCCCAACUCUUCAUUUCUGAAGGGCACCUCCAUCGCCAAAGACAAAAGCGGUGCCAUCCUGGUGGACCUGCACAUGCAAACCAACAUCCCAAACGUCUUUGCUGGGGGGGAUGUUGUCUCCUUUCCCGUAGCGCUGCUCAAUGGGAACCACUCCAGCAUCCAUCACCAACAGGUGGCCGAGGCCCACGGUUCCAUCGCUGCCUUUAACAUGUUGAAGAAACAGAAGGAGUUGCACACCGUCCCCUUCUUCUGGACCACGAUGCUUGGGAGAAGUAUCCACUAUGCAGGCUGCGGUAAGGGCUACACAGACACCGUUCUGAAGGGCAGCUUGGAGCAACAGAAGUUCCUCAUCUUCUACCUUAAGGAUGGCUUUGUAACAGCAGCUGCCAGCCUAAACUGUGACCCCAUAGUGUCUCUGAUUGCUGAAGUUUUAUACUUGGGGAAAAAAAUAUCUAAAGAAGAAGCAGAGGCCUACGAUAUCAACAACAUACCCUUGUGACAGCAAGCUAAGCUUCAUCCGUACACUGCCACGGGGAGCACAGCAUCAACCAGGAAUUAAAGCUCAACUUGUUGCGAGAGAAAUAAAGUGGAAGCAAAG